UACAUUCCCGUCAUAAAAAGCCAAGAGACAAACAAGACGAACCGAAUUUAGGUGAGCCGAGACACAGAAUAUAACAUCUGCAGCAACUGAAUUUUGUUUUAUAUUUACAAAUUAUCUAUGAAUAUUGCAGGAGUCAAUAUUCAAUAUUGACUCUUGCAGGUCUUCUAUAGACUUUGCACCAGUGACAGUGAGAGCAUAAUUACAAAGUGGUUGCUCAUAAUGAGUGAAAAGCCUCCUGCACAGCGGCAGAUGAAUGUUGGGUCGCAGCUACUGACGGAGCAGGAGAACGAAUGCGUUUUCAGCUACCUUGGCAAGAAAUGCAUUACAUUGUCUACAGCAGUGGUCCAGGUGUUCACAGCGGACAAGAACAGCUGGAACAGCAAAUGCUGUGGUGUAGCCUGUCUGGUCAAAGACCACCCCCAGCAAUCCUAUUUCAUCAGAAUCUUUGACAAGGAGGACGGAAAGAUGAUGUUUGAACAGGACGUGGGCAGAAUAAAUCUCAUGCCCAACUUCCCCAAACCCUACUUCGUCUCAUUUGAGGGAGAUACUUGCCAAGUGGGUCUGAAUUUCUACAGUGAGGACGAGUGCAAAUGUUUCUACAGCCAACUAUUAGAGAUAAUGCCGGGAAGACAGCGGAAAAAUGCUACUUUCAGCAAUUCUUCGAAGACAAAAGACAGAGGAGGAAAGAAGAAGUUGACCAAAGCAGACACCAGCAUGCCAACCAACUUUCAGCACAUUGGUCAUAUAGGAUUGGAUACCAAUACAGGCUUUGAUGUGAACAACUUGGACCCAGAGUUGAAGAACCUGUUUGAUAUGUGUGGCAUCUCUGAGGCUCAGCUGAAAGACAAGGAGAUCAGUAAAAUCAUCUAUGAGUUCAUAGAAGAGAGAGGUGGACUAGAAGCAGUGAAGAAGGAACUAAAACAAUUGAGGCAAGUCCCUCCACACACUGCUCCUCUAAUAGAAGCAGAUGGAGGGAACACAGGGAAGUCGACACUGCCAAGUCAAGUCAGAGAAGGGACCCUGAAGGUGGAGCAGAAGAUCUCGCUAAUAUCUGACACCAGCAAUCGUCCAUCUGAUGAUAGUACAUGUCAGUCUGGUCCUACGCUACUCGAGGCUACGGGAGACAUUAAAAGCCCACAGAUCAAUGACUCUCAGGUGAACAACACUGUUUACUCUACCUCCCCUAAGAGGGAGACAGAGGGCAGCAGAAGGCAGUGGGAGGGUGGCACAACAAGCAACUUCCGGCUCCCUGGUAAUGUAGGAUGGGCUCGAAACCCAGGCUUUGAUCAAAUUAACCGGGAGCUGAAGAACCGGUUUGGUAUGACCAGCACCUCUGAGGCUCAUCUGAAAGAGAACGAGACCUCUAAGCCCAUCUCUGACUUCAAACAGAAGAAAGUAGUAGAAGCAGUGAAGGAGGAACUACAGAGACAAGGUCCCUCUGUGCCCCCACUGCCCCUUCUAAGGCAAAGAUCUCUUCUACGACCAUCAUCAUCAGUUCCAUCCAAUUGUGGAGCACCACCUCCUCCCCUUCCUCCUCCAGUCCCUCCACACACUGCUCCCCUAAUACAAGCUUAUGGAAUGAACACAGGACAACAUCCAGACAGCAACAUUGCAAAAUUAAGGACACGUCCUACGCUACUUGAGGCCACGGGAGACAUUAAAAGCACACAGAUCAAUGACUCUCAGGUGAACAACACUGUUUACUCUACCUCCCCUAAGAGGGAGACAGAGGGCAGCAGAAGGCAGUGGCAGGGUGGCACAACAAGCAACGUCCGGCUCCCUGGCAAUAUAGAAUUGGGAGCUCGAAACCCAGGCUUUGAUCAAACUAACCGGGAGCUGAAGAACCGGUUUGAUAUGACCAGCACCUCUGAGGCUCAUCUGAAAGAGAACGAGACCUCUAAGCCCAUCUCUGACUUCAAACAGAAGAAAGUAGUAGAAGCAGUGAAGGAGGAACUGCAAAGACAAGGUCCCUCUGUGCCCCCACUGCCCCUUCUAAGGCAAAGAUCUCUUCUACGACCAUCAUCAUCAUCAGUUCCAUCCAAUUGUGGAGCACCACCUCCUCCCCUUCCUCCUCCAGUCCCUCCACACACUGCUCCCCUAAUACAAGCUUAUGGAAUGAACACAGGAAAGUCGACACUGCUGAGUCAAGUCAAAGAAGGGACCCAGCUAAAGGUGGCGCAAGAAAACUUGCCAGUAUCCAACACCAGAAGUCCGUCUAAUGAUUACGCAUAUCAAUCUGAUCCUACGCUACUGAAGGCCACGGGCAACAUUAAAAGCCCACAGAUCAAUGACUCUCAGGUGAACAACACUGUUUACUCUACCUCCCCUAAGAGGGAGACAGAGGGCAGCAGAAGGCAGUGGGAGAGUGGCACAACAAGCAACGUCCGGCUCCCUGGCAAUGUAGAAUUGGGAGCUCGAAACCCAGGCUCUGAUCAAAUUAACCGAGAGCUAAAGAACCGCUUUGGUAUAAACAGCACCUCUGAGGCUCAUCUGAAAGAGAACGAGACCUCUAAGCCCAUCUCUGACUUCAAACAGAAGAAACUAGUAGAAGCAGUGAAGGAGGAACUGCAAAGACAAGGCAAAGAUCUCUUCUACGACCAUCAUCAUCAGUUCCAUCCAAUUGUGGAGCACCACCUCCUACCCUUCCUCCUCCAGUCCCUCCACACACUGCUCCCCUAA
Molecule: messenger RNA, 2679 nt
Organism: Betta splendens (Siamese fighting fish)
Lineage: Eukaryota; Metazoa; Chordata; Actinopteri; Anabantiformes; Osphronemidae
Exons: 20
Coding region: 220-2679 (819 amino acids)
Biological process (GO): actin filament organization
Source: RefSeq, a predicted model, not a curated record